AUGCCUGUCUUAUGCUCUGCAAAAUGUGGUCAGAAUGCAGUGCUUAAGCGCCCAAAAACUGGAGAUACAUUAUGCAAAGAAUGUUUUUAUUGGGCUUUUGAACUUGAAAUUCAUAGCACCAUCACAAAUGGUAAACUAUUCAAAAAAGGUGAUGUUGUUGCAAUUGCAGCUUCAGGUGGAAAAGACUCAACUGUACUAGCACAAGUUCUCAAGACAUUAAAUGAACGCUAUAAUUAUGAACUGAAAUUAGUAUUAUUGUCCAUAGAUGAAGGAAUUACUGGUUAUAGGGAUGAUAGUUUGAAAACAGUACUAGAAAAUAAAGAUGAAUAUCAAAUGCCUUUAAAGAUCUUAUCAUACCAACAGUUAUAUGGUUGGUCAAUGGACAAAAUAGUUGCUGAAGUUGGUCGUAAGAAUAAUUGUACAUUUUGUGGUGUAUUCAGAAGACAAGCUUUAGAUAGAGGUGCAAUGUUAUUAAAUGUUGACUGUAUUGCUACUGGUCACAAUGCUGAUGAUAUUGCAGAGACUGUGUUGAUGAACAUUCUACGAGGGGAUGUUGCAAGAUUGCAAAGAUGUGUAAAUAUCAUUACUAUUACAGAAGGCACUAUCCCUCGGUGUAAACCUUUAAAAUACACUUAUGAAAAAGAAAUAGUGAUGUAUGCAUAUUUCAAGAAAUUGAAUUACUUUUCAACUGAAUGCGUAUUCGCGCCAAAUGCAUACCGAGGAUAUGCAAGAACAUUUUUAAAAGAUUUAGAAAGAUUAAAACCAUCAUCUAUUAUGGAUAUAAUACAUUCUGGCGAGACAAUGUGUAUUAAAGAGAAUGUAAAAUUGCCAGAUAUCGGUGUUUGUACUAAAUGUGGAUUUGUGUCAAGUCAAGAUAUUUGUAAAGCUUGUAUGUUGUUAGAAGGAUUAAAUCGAGGAUUACCUAAACUCGGAAUCGGUAAAAGCAGCAAAGCUCAUAAAGCAUUGGCAGCUUUGCCAAACCCAAGGCUACUACAUUUUUAA
This is a messenger RNA of Macrosiphum euphorbiae (potato aphid), 1002 nucleotides long. NCBI's taxonomy places the organism in Eukaryota, Metazoa, Arthropoda, Insecta, Hemiptera, Aphididae. The record is from the annotation of a GenBank genome assembly.